AUGGCGAAAAAGCCAGCAGCUUCGUCGGCCUCGACAUCCUCAAGACCCUCCUCUAAACAACCCUCCUCCUCCACAACGACAACCAACACCUCCUCCGCUCAAAGCACAACCAAAUCCACCCCCCCCUCCUCGUCCCUCUCAUCCGCAUCCAACUCUCUAUCCUCCAAAUCCUCCUUCCAAGCCAUCGCCCUGCACAUCUGGAACGACUACCUACAGAACACGCCGCCGCGAACAUUCCUCCUCGAUGCCUUCAUGGCCUUCCUCGUCGUGAUCGGCGGUCUACAAUUCCUCUACGCCAUCCUAUUCGGGAACUACCCAUUCAACGCCUUCCUCUCCGGCUUCUGCGCCGCGGUGGGCCAGUUCGUCCUCACCGCCUCGCUGCGCAUGCAGACGGUGGAAAAGCUGCCCCAGGGGGCGUCGGCCGACGCGAGGAAAGCUGCUGCUGCUGCUGCGAAGAGGAAUGAGGGUUCCGGUGGGGAGGCUGGGGCGGAGGUGGACGGUGGUGCGCCGCGCGUGAGCAGUGAGAGGGCGUUCGCGGAUUACGUGUUUGGCAGUCUGAUCUUGCAUGGGUUUUGUGUGAAUUUCAUCAAUUGA
This is a messenger RNA of Endocarpon pusillum Z07020, 594 nucleotides long. RefSeq lists its product as uncharacterized. Gene Ontology annotation, biological process: protein N-linked glycosylation. The coding region runs from base 1 to 594 and encodes 197 amino acids. The transcript has 2 exons. The record is from RefSeq and is a predicted model, not a curated record. NCBI's taxonomy places the organism in Eukaryota, Fungi, Ascomycota, Eurotiomycetes, Verrucariales, Verrucariaceae. Gene Ontology annotation, cellular component: oligosaccharyltransferase complex; membrane.